This is a messenger RNA of Phaethon lepturus (White-tailed tropicbird), 2372 nucleotides long. RefSeq names its product Rho guanine nucleotide exchange factor (GEF) 33 (gene ARHGEF33). The coding region runs from base 1 to 2364 and encodes 787 amino acids. The record is from RefSeq and is a predicted model, not a curated record. The transcript is spliced from 14 exons. Lineage: Eukaryota; Metazoa; Chordata; Aves; Phaethontiformes; Phaethontidae. Gene Ontology annotation, molecular function: guanyl-nucleotide exchange factor activity.
AUGUUAGGCCGAAUUUCUGUUGUAAAGUUGCAGGCAUUAGCCUCUGAGUUGAAGGCGGGUUUCACAGAAGCGAUGCAGGAGCUGUCACGAAUCCAGCAUGGCGAGUAUGCCCUGGAGGAGAAGGUCAAGAGCUGCCGCUGUGCCAUGGAAGAGAAAGUGGCAGAGAUGAAGAAUUCCCUCAACACAUUCAAGGAGGAGCUCAGCGAUGCAAAGUCAAUGAUUGAAGAAAUCAGUGCCAAGCAGGAGGAAAUGCAACAGAAAAUUGAGCAGCUGCAGCAAGAGAAGCGGCGGGAAUCACGGAAAGUGAAAGCUAAAAGAGCACAGAAGGAUGAUCACGGGUCACAGACAGUGCCUACACCUCUCCAGGGCAGCCCAUUUCGAUCCAUUAACCUCCCAGAACCUGUGCUGAUCAAUGAAGAUUUUACAAGUCUUUUACACAACGUGACUUACGAAAAAGUGUCUGACACCAGGAUCGUGCCAAUGGGAGAAGGAAGUGUGAAAGUUGUAGCAGGUCCAGGAGCAACCAUAGAGGCAGAUGACAGCCUCAAACCUUCCUUGACAACAGAGGGGCAGUCAAAAGUGCAUCUGCCAUCAACAGUGUGGAAGCAGCCCAAGGACACCAAGGACUGGGGAGAUGAAUACAUUUCCAAAGAGCAACCAGAGAGAGGGAAAGACAUGAGCCAAAGCAGAUACAGUUCAGCAGACAACAUUAUAUGUGAACCCUCUUUGGCUGCCAAAAGGCAGAACAUCGCUUUGGAGCUGCUGGAGUCAGAAAGGAAAUAUGUCAUCAACCUUUCCCUAAUCCUGAAGAUCAAGGCCACGUUGCAAGGGCAAGAUGUGAAAAGGAGCACCAAAGAGAGAAGUUUCUUCCCCAACUCUUUGCGGUACCUGGUCCAGCAGCAUGUCGAUUUACUUCACGCUCUACAGGAGCGAGUCCUGAGCUGGCCACGACAAGGGAUCCUAGGAGAUAUCUUCCUGAAGUUAACAAAUGAUGAGAACAAUUUUCUGGACUACUAUGUUGCUUACCUGAGGGACCUGCCAGAAUGCAUCUCUCUGAUCCACGUGGUGAUCCUGAAGGAGGUAGAAGAAGAAAUCAAGUCUGAUCUCUACAUUCUGUUCUUCCAUAUAGUCCAGCGAAUCCCUGAAUACCUUAUUCAUCUACAGAAUGUCCUGAAGUUCACGGAGCAAGAGCAUCCUGACUAUUACCUGCUGCUGGUGUGUGUGCAGCGCCUCCGGGUUUUCAUCUCACACUAUAGCCUCCUCUUCCAAUGCAAUGAAGACCUGCUUAUACAGAAGAGGAAAAAGCUGAAGAAGUCAUCCCUGGUGAAGCUGUACAAAGGUCUCACCUCCCAGUGUACGAGCCAAGAGGUUUCGCCAACACCCAGCGCAACAUCUAUCCGGGACAGUGGGAUCCACUCCGAAGAGACAAUACAGUCAUUCCCACCAGCACCUUCCUCUGGCACGACAACCCCGCAUUUGAUGCCCCAGAUGAAGAAGCCCCAGCCAACUGUAAUGGAGAACAUCCAGGCUGUAAAGCCCCCUGACUGGGAAAUGGAAAGUAGAAAACAUGAGAGGCCAGAGAACAUCCUUGCAUCCUCUCAGAUCACAGAGCAGGAACUCAAGGCUCUGACAGCUCCCUUACAAUCCAUCCCUGAAAUGGAGUAUGAAGCACCACCGGCUGAUGCGGUGGGAAAUGCCGAGAGAGCCAUCAGGACCUCUGUGGAGCUGCUGCAGGAUGCAAGGAACUUUGCACCAAGCUACGAAGAGUUUGACUACCCUGGGGAGGUUUUCACCCUGCCAGGCCCCUAUGAAGAUGAUGCCUUCCAAAACCUCGCUCUAUUUGAGAAUUGCUCCCCAGCCUCUUCCGAGUCCAGCUUAGACAUUUGCUUCCUUAGGCCUGUCAACUUCACAUCAGAACCAGAGAGGACAGAUCAUGCCUUACAGCCACUGCCUAAAAGCUGCACUCCCGUAAGCAGCAGUACUUACAAGCGUGAGAUGUUCCACAGCAAAGGCAAGCAGCUGAGCAGGUCUCUGAAGGAGCUGCCAAGAAGCGCUGAGGGCAUGAACACCAGACUCUACAGCACACGGAGCAGCAGUGGGAGCCGGCUGCAGCAGAAGCAGGAGAGGAGUGUCCAGCCUCACAUGAUCUCAGCUUCAUCUCGAAGCUCCCAAAGGAGCUACUUCCCCCCACAGAGAGGAGCGGGUGAAAAACAGAGCUUUUUGGAAGAGCUCCAUGCAGAAGACAACACCAGGUUCUGCCAGAAGGAUGACAAUGAGCAAACAUCCUUCAGCGACCACAACCCACGGCACGAGCCCAAGGGGGGUUUCCGGAGCUCCUUCCGCAAGCUCUUCAAAAAGAAAUAAGCAGCCCC